AUGUCCUUCGAGAAACCCUCCUUCGACGACCUGCCGCUCGACAAGACGGGCCCGCCAGGCAAUGCCUGGGGACUGUUCGGCCCCAAUGACCAGUGCGGCAUGCUGAAUCUCCUUACACCCGAGCGGACGAGUGCAGCGGCGCGAGAGAUCAUUGACGGAGUGCGCAUUUCCACCGACUGGGCCUUGGACCGCAUCUCCACGCCAGCGUUUGAUCGUGCCCCGUUCGCCCAGACUAUCCACAAUAAAGCCCCGAGGUCGGUCAACGACGAUGUCUUGCAGUUCAACACGCAGACCAGCACGCAGUGGGAUGGCCUGCGACAUUAUGGCUACCAGAAAGAGCGAUUGUACUUCAACGGUCGCACCCUGGAGGACCUGCUGACCACCAAGGUCAACGGCAUCCACGCGUGGGUUGAAAAGGGUGGCAUCAUCGGGCGCGGAGUCCUGCUGGAUUAUGUCGCCUGGGCUGAGGCCAACAACGUUCCGCUCAAGCCAUUCACGCCGCAGUCGAUCACGGUCGCUGUCCUGGACGAAAUUGCGAAAGCCCAGGGGACGGAGUUGAAAACCGGGGAUAUUCUUUUCCUCCGAUCCGGGUGGGGACGGGGAUAUGCACAGCUGUCCCAAGAGGAGAUCACCGACCUCGCCAAUACCCCAUCACCGCCAGCAAUCGGAUUGGAGUCCUCGGAGGCAACGCUCCGAUGGCUCUGGGAUAAGGGAUUUGCUGCUGCCGCCGGCGACAUGCCCAGCCUCGAAGCGUGGCCGUGCCAGGACCCUAAUUACUUUCUCCACGAAUGGUUGCUGGCUGGCUGGGGCCUUCCCAUCGGCGAGAUGUUCGAUCUGGAGCAGCUGAGCGAGGAGUGCCAGAAGAGGAAGCGCUGGUCGUUCUUCUUCAGCAGCGUUCCGUUGAAGGUACCCGGAGGCGUAGCAAGUCCUCCAAACGGGGUGGCCAUUCUGUAGCGCCGUGCUGUAUCGAAGGAUAGCGAGUCAGACAAGGUUCUUGCCAAUGAUGCGAGGAGAAUGCAUCUUGGAACGAUAUAGCUGCGCCUCCAUCUCCUUGGCCAUACUAGACAUGAUAUAGAGGAUAUGGCCCAAUCAGACGAGGAAAGAAAUUCUGCCAGGAAGGGCUGCUGGCAGGUAG
Aspergillus ibericus CBS 121593 is the source of this 1135-nucleotide messenger RNA. RefSeq lists its product as uncharacterized. The transcript has 3 exons. The record is from RefSeq and is a predicted model, not a curated record. NCBI's taxonomy places the organism in Eukaryota, Fungi, Ascomycota, Eurotiomycetes, Eurotiales, Aspergillaceae. Gene Ontology annotation, molecular function: arylformamidase activity. The coding region runs from base 1 to 954 and encodes 317 amino acids.